UGACCAACCAAGGCGCGCUUACGUAUUUUAGCUUUUCGGUUGGCUUACACUUGAAAAUGUUGCCAUCUGCAAAAGGUAAGUGUUUAUUCUGUUGAUUAGAGAAUAAUUUUCGUAUGACUAAUGUGACGUCUUUCUCAUCUUAGCUCGAGAAUGGCAGCAACUUCAAUCUAAGAAGUUUUCAGAAAAACGCAAAUUCGGCUUCGUAGAAACUCAGAAAGAUGAAAUGCCACCAGAACAUGUUCGUAAGAUCAUCAGAGACCAUGGAGACAUGACCAACAGAAAGUUUAGGCACGACAAGCGUGUUUAUCUGGGUGCACUGAAAUACAUGCCACAUGCAGUGUUGAAGUUGCUAGAGAACAUGCCAAUGCCAUGGGAACAAAUCAGAGAUGUGAAGGUAUUGUACCAUAUUACCGGGGCUAUUACAUUUGUCAACGAAAUACCAUGGGUUGUUGAACCGAUAUACGCUGCUCAGUGGGGUAGUAUGUGGAUCAUGAUGCGUCGGGAAAAAAGGGAUCGUCGCCAUUUCAAACGCAUGCGAUUUCCACCUUUUGAUGACGAAGAGCCUCCGCUUGAUUAUGCUGAUAAUAUACUUGAUGUAGAGCCUCUAGAACCAAUACAGUUGGAGUUAGAUCCGGAAGAAGACGCCUCCAUAAUCGAAUGGUUUUACGAAAGGAAUCCUUUGGUAGAAUCAAAAUACGUCAACGGUAUCACUUACCGACGUUGGAAUCUGCCUCUAAACAUAAUGUCCAACCUCUAUCGUUUGGCCAACUCUUUAUUGACUGACCUUGUCGAUGACAAUUACUUUUAUUUGUUCGACCUCAAGUCAUUUUUCACGGCUAAAGCUCUGAAUGUCGCCCUUCCCGGAGGUCCGAAGUUCGAACCCUUAGUCAAAGACAAGACUUUAGAGGAUGAAGAUUGGAAUGAAUUUAAUGAUAUUAACAAGAUCAUCAUUCGUCAACCUAUUCGUACUGAAUACCGAAUAGCGUUCCCUUAUCUUUAUAACAGUUAUCCAUUUCAAGUGCAUUUAUCUUGGUAUCAUACUCCUAAUGUGCUUUUCAUUAAAACUGAAGAUCCUGAUCUCCCAGCCUUUUAUUUCGAUCCUUUGAUCAACCCUAUAUCCCAAAGACAAGGUGUAAAGGUAGAUUCAUCCGUUUUUCGUUAAAUUCCUUUACAGGGCCCAGAAUUACAACCAGAAGACGAUGAAACGUAUGAACUUCCUGAAGGACUCCAGCCGUUUCUAUCUGAAACUCCUCUGUACAGUGAUAACACAGCAAACGGAAUUGCUCUUUUGUGGGCUCCAAGACCGUUUUGCCUAAGAUCAGGGUCUACAAGACGGGCUAUUGAUAUUCCUUUGGUCAAGGCUUGGUACAGAGAACAUUGUCCCUCUGGCAUGCCUGUGAAAGUUCGUGUUUCGUAUCAAAAGCUACUAAAGUAUUUUGUCCUUAAUGCCCUACACCAUCGUCGACCAAAACCUCAGAAGAAACGUUACUUGUUUCGUUCGUUCAAAGCUACUAAGUUCUUCCAAAUUACUAGUUUGGAUUGGGUUGAGGUUGGACUACAAGUGUGCCGUCAGGGAUACAACAUGCUUAACCUUCUCAUUCAUCGAAAAAAUCUUAAUUAUUUGCAUUUGGAUUAUAACUUCAACUUAAAACCAGUGAAAACGCUAACUACCAAGGAAAGAAAGAAAUCACGAUUCGGUAAUGCUUUUCACCUCUGCCGAGAGAUACUUCGCUUAACAAAGCUUAUUGUAGAUAGCCAUGUCCAAUAUCGCUUGGGAAACGUCGAUGCUUUCCAGUUAGCAGAUGGUCUCCAGUAUAUCUUCUCACAUGUCGGACAGUUAACGGGAAUGUACCGUUACAAGUAUAAACUUAUGCGUCAGAUUAGGAUGUGCAAGGACUUGAAACAUGUAAUUUACUACCGUUUCAACACUGGGCCAGUGGGUAAAGGCCCAGGUGUCGGGUUUUGGGCACCGGGAUGGAGAGUAUGGUUGUUCUUCAUGCGCGGCAUAACACCAUUACUGGAACGUUGGUUAGGAAAUCUCUUGUCACGCCAAUUCGAAGGGAGGCAUUCCAAGGGUGUUGCCAAAACUGUUACUAAACAACGAGUUGAGUCUCACUAUGACUUGGAACUGCGCGCCGCCGUUAUGCAUGAUAUAUUGGAUAUGAUGCCCGAAGGUAUCAAGCAAAACAAAGCUAGGACUAUUUUACAACACUUAGGAGAAGCUUGGCGUUGCUGGAAAGCCAACAUUCCCUGGAAAGUACCAAACAUGCCAAUGCCCAUUGAAAAUAUGAUUUUACGUUACGUUAAAGCCAAGGCUGACUGGUGGACAAAUACAGCUCAUUAUAAUCGAGAACGCAUUCGACGAGGUGCAACUGUUGAUAAAACUGUUUGUAAAAAGAAUCUGGGUCGCCUAACGCGACUCUACCUUAAAGCUGAGCAGGAGCGACAGCAUAACUAUCUUAAGGAUGGUCCCUACGUAACUGCAGAGGAAGCUGUGGCUAUCUAUACAACAACUGUGCAUUGGUUGGAAAGUAGGCGUUUUUCACCUAUUCCUUUCCCCCCGUUAAGUUACAAGCAUGAUACUAAGUUGUUGAUUCUCGCCCUUGAACGUCUCCGGGAGUCUUAUAGUGUCAAAAACAGACUAAAUCAAUCUCAACGCGAGGAACUUGGCUUGAUUGAACAAGCAUAUGAUAAUCCACAUGAAGCUCUUAGUCGUAUCAAGCGACAUUUACUUACUCAAAGGGCUUUUAAAGAAGUUGGAAUCGAAUUCAUGGAUCUUUACAGUCAUUUGGUGCCUGUUUAUGAUGUUGAACCUUUGGAGAAGAUAACAGAUGCUUACUUGGAUCAGUAUUUAUGGUAUGAAGCUGAUAAACGUCGUCUUUUUCCUCCAUGGAUCAAACCAGCUGACUUGGAACCUCCUCCUUUACUUGUAUACAAGUGGUGUCAGGGUAUUAACAACUUGAAGGAUGUUUGGGAGACUAGUGAGGGUGAAUGCAACGUUUUGUUGGAAACGAAAUUUGAAAAAGUUUAUGAAAAAAUUGACCUUACGUUGCUCAAUCGUCUCUUGAGACUAAUUGUCGAUCACAAUAUUGCGGACUAUAUGACUGCUAAAAAUAACGUCGUAAUAAAUUACAAGGACAUGAAUCACACAAACAGUUACGGAAUUAUCCGCGGUCUGCAGUUUUCAUCCUUUAUUACGCAGUAUUAUGGUCUUGUACUGGACUUGCUAGUUUUGGGUCUCGAAAGAGCAGCUGAAAUGUGUGGUCCCCCGCAAAUGCCAAACGACUUCCUUCAGUUCCAGGAUACUGCCACAGAAAUCUCGCAUCCUAUCCGACUAUAUUGUCGAUAUGUAGAUCGUUUCUGGAUGUUCUUCCGUUUCUCGGCGGAAGACGCUCGUGAUCUCAUUCAACGUUACCUAACAGAGCAUCCUGAUCCAAAUAACGAAAAUAUUGUUGGUUACAACAAUAAAAAGUGUUGGCCACGUGACAGUAGAAUGCGCCUGAUGAAACAUGAUGUCAAUCUUGGUCGUGCCGUCUUUUGGGAUAUCAAAAACCGUUUGCCGAGAUCUGUUACAACAAUUGAUUGGGACAGCAGUUUUGUCUCCGUUUAUAGCAAAGAUAAUCCUAAUUUACUUUUCGCAAUGUGUGGAUUUGAAUGUCGUAUCCUACCAUCUUGUCGUUCACCCGGUCAGGCUGCAGAUGCUAAUCUCCCAAGUGGCGUAUGGCAUCUACAAAACGAGAUAACCAAAGAGCGUACUGCACAAUGUUUCCUUCGAGUGGAUGAUGAAUCAAUGCAACGAUUCCAUAACAGAGUCAGACAAAUUUUGAUGGCAUCUGGAUCGACGACUUUCACAAAAAUAGUGAAUAAGUGGAAUACCGCUUUGAUUGGUUUGAUGACUUACUAUCGCGAGGCAGCAGUAAGCACUGUCGCAUUGUUGGAUCUGUUGGUGAAAUGCGAAAAUAAAAUACAAACACGUAUCAAAAUUGGAUUAAACUCAAAAAUGCCUGCUCGUUUUCCGCCAGUAGUUUUUUAUACACCGAAAGAACUUGGUGGUUUAGGCAUGCUCAGUAUGGGUCACGUUCUUAUUCCACAAUCUGAUUUACGCUGGUCAAAACAAACCGACGUCGGCAUUACUCACUUUCGUUCAGGUAUGAGUCAUGACGAGGACCAGGUUAUUCCGAAUUUGUUCUCUUACAUCUUGUCAUGGGAGACGGAGUUUCGCGAUUCCCAGAGUGUUUGGGCUGAAUAUGCAUUAAAACGGCAGGAAGCAAACGCUCAAAAUAGACGUUUAACGCUGGAGGAUCUAGAGGAUAGUUGGGAUCGUGGUAUUCCCCGGAUUAAUACUCUUUUCCAAAAAGACAGACAUACACUGGCUUACGAUAAGGGAUGGCGUGUACGCACUGAAUUCAAACAAUAUCAAGUUCUUAAGCAAAAUCCAUUUUGGUGGACUCAUCAAAGACACGAUGGAAAGUUAUGGAAUUUGAACAACUAUCGUACCGAUAUGAUCCAGGCUUUAGGUGGUGUUGAAGGCAUCCUGGAACACACGUUAUUUAAAGGGACCUAUUUCCCUACAUGGGAAGGUCUUUUCUGGGAGAAAGCUAGUGGUUUUGAAGAAUCAAUGAAGUACAAGAAGUUGACUAAUGCCCAACGAUCCGGGUUGAAUCAAAUACCUAAUCGACGCUUUACAUUAUGGUGGUCUCCAACUAUCAAUCGGGCUAAUGUUUAUGUCGGUUUCCAAGUACAACUUGAUUUAACUGGUAUUUUUAUGCACGGCAAAAUUCCAACCCUGAAGAUCUCGCUCAUCCAAAUAUUCCGAGCUCACUUGUGGCAAAAGAUUCAUGAAUCUGUAGUUAUGGAUAUUUGUCAGGUGUUUGAUCAGGAACUUGACGCUCUGGAAAUCGAAACUGUCCAAAAGGAAACUAUCCAUCCUCGAAAAUCGUAUAAAAUGAAUUCCAGCUGUGCAGAUAUUCUUUUAUUUGCCUCCUACAAGUGGCCUGUAUCUAGACCAAGUCUGUUGGCUGAUUCAAAAGACCUUAUGGAUGGGACUACCACUCAGAAGUUUUGGAUUGAUAUUCAACUUAGAUGGGGUGAUUAUGAUUCGCACGAUAUUGAACGUUACGCCAGAGCGAAAUUUCUGGAUUAUACAACUGAUAACAUGUCUAUAUACCCUUCUCCAACUGGUGUCAUGAUUGCGAUUGACCUCGCUUAUAAUUUGCACAGUGCAUACGGAAAUUGGUUUCCUGGCUGUAAACCACUCAUACAACAAGCUAUGGUCAAAAUAAUGAAGGCAAACCCUGCUUUAUAUGUGUUACGUGAACGUAUUCGUAAAGCACUACAAUUAUACUCUAGCGAACCUACUGAACCCUAUUUGAGUUCACAAAACUAUAACGAAUUGUUCUCCAACCAAAUUAUAUGGUUCGUUGAUGAUACAAAUGUAUAUCGCGUUACUAUACAUAAAACUUUCGAAGGCAAUCUUACGACUAAGCCUAUCAAUGGUGCCAUAUUCAUUUUCAAUCCACGCACAGGGCAGCUUUUCUUAAAAAUAAUCCACACUUCAGUUUGGGCAGGACAAAAACGUUUAGGUCAGUUGGCUAAAUGGAAAACAGCCGAAGAAGUUGCUGCACUUAUCCGUUCUUUGCCAGUUGAAGAACAACCAAAACAAAUCAUUGUUACCCGCAAAGGAAUGUUGGACCCUCUGGAAGUGCAUCUUCUUGAUUUCCCUAAUAUUGUUAUAAAGGGUUCUGAGCUCCAACUGCCUUUCCAAGCAUGCCUAAAGGUCGAAAAGUUUGGAGAUCUUAUACUGAAAGCAUCAGAGCCACAAAUGGUCCUAUUUAAUUUAUAUGAUGAUUGGCUAAAAUCCAUUAGCUCUUACACAGCGUUUUCUCGUCUGAUUUUAAUUUUACGAGCUUUACAUGUCAAUAAUGAUAAAGCUAAAAUUGUGCUUAAACCAGACAAAACAACAAUCACUGAACCCCAUCAUAUUUGGCCAUCCCUUAGUUCAGAUGAUUGGAUCAAAGUUGAAUAUCAACUAAAAGACCUCAUUUUGGCUGACUACGGAAAGAAAAACAAUGUUAAUGUGGCUUCCUUAACUCAGUCAGAGAUACGAGAUAUUAUUUUGGGUAUGGAGAUUUCUGCCCCAUCACAGCAACGUCAGCAAAUAGCCGAAAUAGAAAAACAGGCCAAAGAACAAUCUCAACUUACGGCGACCACAACAAGAACAGUGAACAAACAUGGUGAUGAAAUUAUUUCAACAACAACAUCAAAUUAUGAAACUCUGCAUUUCAGCAGUAAAACAGAAUGGCGCGUCCGUGCAAUCUCAGCAACGAAUUUGUACCUUCGAACAAACAAUAUCUAUGUCAGUUCGGAUGAUAUUAAAGAAAAUGGCUACACGUAUAUUUUACCUAAAAAUAUUUUAAAGAAAUUUAUAACCAUAUCAGAUUUACGAACUCAAAUUGCAGGUUACCUUUAUGGUAUUUCACCCGCUGAUAAUUCCCAAAUUAAAGAAAUUCGGUGCAUUGUAAUGCCACCACAAUGGGGUACUCAUCAAACUGUUCAUUUACCUAAUGGACUACCACAAGAUGAAUAUCUAAAAGAAAUGGAACCGCUCGGUUGGAUUCACACUCAACCAAAUGAAUUGCCACAGUUAUCUCCUCAAGAUAUUACAACCCAUGCAAAGAUCUUCUCUGAUCAAGAUGGAGAAAAGACCAUCGUCAUAACAUGUAGCUUCACGCCAGGUUCAGUUUCACUUUGUGCACAUAAACUAACUCCUGGCGGCUAUGAAUGGGGUAGGCAAAAUACAGACAAAGGUAACAAUCCGAAGGGUUAUAUGCCAAGUCAUUAUGAAAGAGUACAAAUGUUACUAUCAGAUAGAUUUUUGGGUUUCUUUAUGGUGCCACCGCAGACAUCAUGGAACUACAACUUCAUGGGUGUGCGUCAUGAUCCUAAUAUGAAGUACGAAUUACAACCUCUCAAACCGAAGAAAUUUUAUCAUCGGGUUCACAGACCUUCUCACUUUUUGAACUUUACAUCUAUUGAAGAAAAUGAACUAACUUUAACUGACCGAGAUAACCCCUUGGCAUAAGCUGAGUUUUAUCACCACAUUUCCGGUCCACUUUGCUCCUAUUUUGUACAAUAAUCACUACAAUUUCUCUUCUACUUCUCACAAUUUGUAUUUUUGCAUACAUUCAUCUGAACGAAAGUUUUUAUUCUCUCGUAAUUUAGUAAAUGGGUGGACUAGACAAUCAAAAUUUACGCUCUUUCGAAACUAAAAUAAUCAAUCGUUGUAACUCGUACCAUAUCAGUAGCUAAGGGUUACAAGUUUAUUGGGUCUUUUGAUCUCGCUUAUGUCGCCGCACAGAAUUAAAUCUCAGAAACCGUCAACCUUAAAACCUCUGUUUAUUGUGUUUUGAGUCCGAGCCCUAAUUCAUGAAUGUGAUGGAGAUCUACAUUUGUUUUCAUAGCUUAUUUUCCUUCAUAUUUAAGAGAUUGAGUUGUGAAUGUCAGUCUACAGAUCACUUUUUUAAUUCUUUGAUAACUGGUUUCUAUACUGUAUAGUUUGAAAAGUUAGAUUCGUGUGUAGUUUGUCAUUAUAUAUCUUCAAAUAUAGAUGUUUGAAACA
Messenger RNA from Schistosoma turkestanicum, 7618 nucleotides. NCBI's taxonomy places the organism in Eukaryota, Metazoa, Platyhelminthes, Trematoda, Strigeidida, Schistosomatidae. The record is from the annotation of a GenBank genome assembly.